AUGAACCUUCACUUCAAAGUCAAGUGGUUCCACAAUGAGUACGUCCGCGAACUGGCUGCCUUCAAGGACACACCCCCUGAGUAUUCUCUGUAAGUAGUGUGCUGCACACACACACACACACACACAGACACAGACACACACACACACACACACACACAGAUGAACAAAGAUUAUGCCCCAAAAACAUGCUAACCUCUCACCAUUACCAAUAACAGGGGAGGUAAACAUUAUUGGGGAGGUAUGAUAUGUAUGCCUCUGUAACUUUCUCACUCAUCAUUAUUCACCAUUCAUUCAUGAUUAGCCGUGAUCAUGGUACAUUCUUUAAAAAAAAAUGUUUUAAAGGUUCUUCGGCUGUCCCAAUAGUAGAACCCUUUUUGUCAUGGAACCCAAAAGGGUUCUACCUGGAACCAAAUAGGUUUUUUAUUUUAUUUUAUUAGGAUUCCCAUUAGCAAACGCCAAUGGCGACAGCUAGUCUUACUGGGUUCCGACACAUAACAAAAUUACAAUAAACUAUUACAAUAAAACAUAACAAUUUACAAUAAAAGGGACUCCAAAAUGAUACAAUACAUGAUUUAACAUUUCUAUUGGGCACUACAUAAUCCCAAACACAACCAAAACAAACUGCAAAUGCAUCCAACAAGUUUGUAGAGUCACAAGCUUGAUGUAGUCAUUGUGUGCUAGGAAUAUAGGACCAAAUACUACACUUUUGACUACAUUUAAUACACUAUAAGUGAAUUUGUCAAAUACUUAUGACACCUUCAAAUGGGGGGACUAGAUACAUAAAGUGCUUUCAUUUCUAAACGGUAAAACAGAUAUGUAUGAAAAUACCCUCAAAUAAAAGGUGACAUUCUGUACUGUCGCCUCAUAUAAAACAUUUGAUCUGAAAUCCAAAAUGCUGGAGUAUAAAGCCAAAUAAAAUCACUUUCCAAACAAAUACACACACCUUACACCACCUGAGUAUUCUCUGUAAAUACUACAGCACAGUGGAAAUAAGCCUUUGUUUUAUCCUUGAUGAUGUCAUGUUGUCUCCAACAGGAGCAGCCACAUUAUUUUAAUCAGUAAAUAAAUACAGUCAUGCAAUCAACCUUCACAAACACACCAUACAUGUAGAACUGAGUAUUCUCUGGAAGUACUGUAAUGUACCCACACAAACACACCAUACAUGUACAACUGAGUAUUCUCUGGAAGUACUGUAAUGUACCCACACAAACACACCAUACAAGUACAACUGAGUAUUCUCUGGAAGUACUGUAAUGUACCCACACAAACACACCAUACAAGUACAACUGAGUAUUCUCUGGAAGUACUGUAAUGUACCCAUACAAACACACCAUAUAUGUACAACUGAGUAUUCUCUGUAAGUACUGUAAUGCACCCACACAAACAAACAAACACCCAGUUCAGUUUACGUCCUGAAUUGACUGAAUUGAAAUAUAGUUUACCCCAACCCUGCCAUACAUGUUAAACCCCAAAGUGCUUUACAAAUCAGCAUUUAAAACUAGAUAAAAAAUUAAAGGAGAGAAUGUCAUGAGGGUCAGGUAAAAGACAGGUGAUUGUAUUAAAUAUGUAAAGAUAUGGAAUACUGCUCUCUCAGACAACCUUGCUAGUGCCCUCUUAGACACACACCUCCCUGUCAUUGUUGGUCAAACAGCGUCCAAUCCAUUACAGAGUGAGUUAUGAAUGACAGCUCACAGUCCCGCCCACCUGCUGCUGUCAUUUAAACACAAAGCACCUUCAGGAGUUAAGGACACACACACACACAUACACACACCGCCCACCUUAUCACUUUCUCUUGUGACAGAUGCCCUUAAACAAGGCGCACAGCAGGGAAUACACUUUCAACACACACACACACACUUUGGAUAGUAUGUACAGUACACUCACAGUGUGUGUGUGUGUGUGUGUGUGUGUGUGUCCUCCAGGUGGUUCGAGCCAUUUGUCAUUCAGUGGCUGUCUGAGAAUGAGGAUGUUGCCAUGGACUUCCUGCACGGAGCUCUAGGGAGCGACAAGAAGCUUGGCGUGAGUACUCACACACACUCUCCUCUCACCUCACUCACUCACUCUCACUCGUUCACUGUCUGGUAGUCCUCUGUCUCUUCUCAGUGAGGGAUGAAGGAAUAACAGCAGUGUUGACAUACAGCACUCUGCUGCUCUGCUCUGCUCACUCCAAUGAAAUACUGCACCACUGUGAGAUACUAAAGCUCUCUCUCUCUUCUCGCUUUCUCACUCUCUCCCUCUCUUCUCUCUUUCUCAAUCUCUCUUCCCCUUCUCUCCCUAUCUCUCUCUUUCUACUUCUCUUUCUUUCUCUCUCUCAAUCUAUCUCUCUCUCCCCCUUCUCUUUUUCUCUCUCGCUCAAUCUAUUUCUCUCCUCUCUUUCUCCCCCUUCUCUUUCUCUCUCUCUCCCUCUUUCUCUGUCUCUCUCUCUCUCGCUCGUUCUCCAGUUCCAGCCAACGUCGGAGCAUGUCCUUUUCUCCUGUUCAGUGGUGGAUGUGUUCACUCAGCUCAACCAGAGUUUUGAGAUCAUUAAGAAGCUGGAGUGCCCCAACCCACAGGCCCUGGCUCACUUCAUGUGCCGCUUUGCUAAGGUCAGACACUAACCCCUAACCUAAAGUCCCUAGCUGUGUGUGUGUGUGUGUUUGUUUGUUUGACCGUGUGUGUGCGUAUGUGUGUGUCCAAUACUAUUUCUAAGAGUGUUUUAAUAUUGUAACAACUCAAUAUUGUUCAUUCCUUUUCUUGUUUGUUUUUCUAGACCAUCAACAAAGUUCUGUUGCAAUAUGCUGCAAUCAUAACCAAGGAUUUUGGAUUGUAUCUGAACCAGGAGAAAGUGGUAAGUGUUCUCUGGAUGCAUAUAAUGAUCUUUCUGCACACAAAAAAAGAUGGACCAGCCCAUCUAGCAUUUGCCCAAACUCCCCUAUGGCCAGUCUGGUUGUGAAUAGUACUAUUAUAUGCUAGAUUAAUAAUACUAUGACUGUGUCUCUGUGACAGCCCUGCAUUCUCAUCAACAACAUCCAGCAGCUCAGAGUUCAGCUGGAGAAGAUGUUUGAGUCCAUGGGAGGCAAACAGGUCUGUAGCAACCCCUUACCUUUAUACAUACCCCUUACCCUGUCCCCAUCCCCUUACCCUGUCCCCAUCCCCUUAUCCUGUCCCCAUCCCCUUACCCUAUCCCCAUCCCCUUACCCUGUCCCCAUCCUCUUAUCCUGUCCCCAUCCCCUUACCCUGUCCCCAUCCCCUUACCCUGUCCCCAUCCCCUUACCCUGUCCCCAUCUCCUUACCCUGUCCCCAUCCCCUUACCCUGUCCCCAUCCCCUUACCCUGUCCCCAUCCCCUUACCCUGUCCCCCAUCCCCUUAACCUGUCCCCAUCCCCUUACCCUGUCCCCAUCCCCUUACCCUAUCCCCAUCCCCUUACCCUGUCCCCAUCCCCUUACCCUGUCCCCAUCCCCUUACCCUAUCCCCAUCCCCUUACCCUGUCCCCAUCCCCUUACCCUGUCCCCAUCCCCUUACCCUGUCCCCAUCCCCUUACCCUGUCCCCAUCCCCUUACCCUGUCCCCAUCCCCUUACCCUGUUCCCAUCCCCUUACCCUGUCCCCCAUCCCCUUAACCUUUACCCCCAACCCCUUACCCUGUCCCUCAUCCCUUUAACCUUUACCAACCCCAACUCCAUGGGAGGCAAGCAGGUCUGUAUCUCUUCUUCACCCCUCAUAUCCCCAUUUUCCCACACCCUCCAUGGCCCUAAUCCUAGUCCUACCCCAUCAGACAAUCCUCACCUUCCCCCUAGAUCUGUCACCAUCCCUGUGAAGACUGAUUUUUAUUCGCCCACCCUGUUCUGUUUCUCCACUCUUCUAGCUCUUCUCCCUCCAUCCUGUCUGGUCUUGUGCGUUCUAGUUUGUUUGUUUUAUAAAUGUUGUUUUAUACAUGUUUGAUAAAUGUCUGGAUGAAAGCCCUUAGUCUGUGUCUUGGGUUUCAGAUAUUCUAGCAUGUCCCCCUCUAUCUGUCUGUCUGUCUCUCUGUCUGUCUCUCUGUCUGUCUCUCUCUCUUUCUCUCCCUCUGCCUGUCUGUCUCUCUGUCUGUCUGUCUCUCUGUCUCUCUGCCUGUAUGUCUCUCUUUCUGCCUGUCUGUCUUUUUCUCUGACUGUCUCUGUGUUGGUCUCUCUCUGCCUGUCUGUCUGUCUAAUCCUGAGAAUAUAGCAAACGUUUUCUGUUAUGUGCAUGCUGUCUCUUUCCUCUUUCUAACGUUUUAAAUGCCUUGAGUUUUGUCUUCUGUGGUCUUGUGUUUCCCCAUUCUACUCUGCUCUCUCUCAAGGAGGAGGGGGCUGUGUCCUUUUGCAAGGUGUGUAGUAUAGGACUCCUACCACCUACCAUCCUAACCACCCUUUACUAAACAUAGGACUCCUACCACCUACCAUCCUAACCACCCUUUACUAAACAUAGGACUCCUACCACCUACCAUCCUAACCACCCUUUACUAAACAUAGGACUCCUACCACCUACCAUCCUAACCACCCUUUACUAAACAUAGGACUCCUACCACCUACCAUCCUAACCACCCUUUACUAAACAUAGGACUCCUGCCCUCCUUUAUUUUUAAAUAUGUAUGUAAUCUUUAUUAAUACAGGUAAGUCAAUUAAGAACAGAUUCUUAAUUACAAUGAUGACUUGUCCUACCUAACACCCUUUACUAAACAGCCUACCUAACACCCUUUACUAAGCAUAUAACUUCUACCAUCCUACCUAACACUCUUUUGUAAGCAUAGAACUCCUACCAUCCUACCUAACACUCUUUUCUAAGCAUAGUACUCCUACCAUCCUACCUAACACUCUUUUGUAAGCAUAGAACUCCUACCAUCCUACCUAACACUCUUUUCUAAGCAUAGUACUCCUACGAUCCUACCUAACACUCUUUACUAUGCAUAGAACUCCUACUAUCCUACCUAACACCCUUUACUAAGAAUAUAACUCCUACAUCCUACCUAACACCCUUUACUAAGAAUAGAACUCCUACAUCCUACCUAACACCCUUUACUAAGAAUAUAACUCCUACAUCCUACCUAACACCCUUUACUAAGAAUAGAACUCCUACAUCCUACCUAACACUCUUAACUAAACAUAGAACUCCCACCAUCCCUAAUAUGCUUUAUAACACCCUUUAGGCCUACUAAGGAUAUGUCUUCCACCAUCCUUACCAUCUUUCACUUAGAAUAGGAGUUCUUACAAAUGGUUGUGGUCAUGCAUUCUGUUUAACCUGAUGAAGAUCAGGGGCCGGCGCACAAUUGGCCCAGCGUCGUCCAGGGUAGGGGAGGGAAUGGCUGGCAGGGAUGUAGCUCAGUUGGUAGAGCAUGGCGUUUGCAACGCCAGGGUUGUGGGCUCGAUUCCCAGUAUGAAAAAUGAAAAAAUAAUGUAUGCACUCACUAACUGUAAGUCGCUCUGGAUAAGAGCGUCUGCUAAAUGACUAAAAUGUAAAUGUAAGAUCCUCUGGAUGGAAAUGGUGGUAAUUAGGACCAUACAGUGUUAGGGACGUUUUCUAUUUUAGCAUAGGAGCCGUUAACUAUCCCUACCACCAUCUACUGAACUAUAGUAAAUGCAUGUACCCCCACCUCUCACCCCGCACCCCCCCCCCCCCCCCCCCCCCCACCCCCCCCCAACCUAUGCUUCUCCCACUCUCAGCAACACACACACACACACACCCCACCUACGCUCUGACCCUCUCAGCAGCAUGUGCCACAGGGCAUACGGAAUCAGAGCUACCCAUCUGUCAGCUAGUCCCCGCGCUCUGUCAGGGAGCAGUAUUCAUCCACAACACACACACACACACAGCCCACAUUCUGUCACUAAGGAUAAUGGUUCCAACCCACCCGGUCCCACCAUUUUUAGCUUGGUGCCUUUUUUCCUGGCUCAUUUAGUGGAGUCGUCAGUGUCCCUCAGCCUGCAGCCUGGAGUCAGGGUCUUUUUGAUUGCCUCUCUUUGGUCCCCAAGCUGAAGCUACAAAAUGCUCCAGACAGGAUUUCACAGAAACUCUGAUGAGCUUCUCAAACGCUUACAAAACUCCCCAGCUUUGCUCUCUCUCUCUAAAGGAACGGUUCUGUUAAUGAGGCGUCUGAACAGAUAGAGUCUGCGUCCCAAAUGGCACCCUAUUCCCUAUUUAGUGUACUACGUUUGAGAAAGUAGUGCUCUAUAAAAGUAAUGCACUAUAUAGGGAAAAGGGUGCCAUUCAGGACACAGACAUAGGCAUGUCUGACUGAAAGGAAAUGCUUUAGUUGGUUUGGCUGCAGCUGCUUGCAUUAGACGUUUGACAGGUGAUUUAUUUAGGCGAAUUGAGUGACAGGGAUGUUGCAUUAUUCAGGAGAAACAUACAAUAGUAAUUACAACCUGAUAACGCUAUAAACUACCUUGUCAUUCAGGCAUUAGACAGCUAUUCCUAAUGAUCUCUAAACAUAAUGGAUAAUGCAGAUUGAUGAACUAAAUGUUUUUUUUCCAUUUAGGCAGACCUCAGCACAAAAACACAUUACUGGCUAACUGGCAGUGAAAGUGUUCCCAACGCAAUUAGCAAACUGAAAGCCACGGCAAUUACACAGACCAAUGUGCUAUCCUAGAAUUUGAAAUAACACAUAUUUCAGGCUCUACAUAUCUUAGAAUUAGAAAUAAUAAAUCCGUCAUUUCAUAGGAUUUGAAAUAAUAGAUCAACUUCUGCAAGGCUGAGACAGAGACGUGAGAGAGAGUGGAUCUCCUCUCCACUCAGAGGGUGAAGAUAAUAUAGCUCUUAUGAUACAUACAGAAAACAUUCAAACAAGUGUUUCCAUUAUUUUGGCAGAUCCCUGUAUGUGCAUGCUAUGGUCAAUAAUACUGACAAACCGUAUGUAAACACGUCAGUCUCUGAAACAUGCUCAGGAUAACAGCUUGAUCACUGUGUAAUGGCUUCUAUAAUGGCCUGCUAUACACAACACCUGUCUCGACAAGCCAUCCACCAUCAGAACGAGAUAGGAUUAGAGAGCUGGUCUGUGGCUGCAUGACUCUUAUCUAACCUAAAGUGAUGAUCUGUCACACACACACACACACACACACACACACACACACACACACACACACACACACACACAGGCUUAAUGUGAUGACCUGUCAUGCAUAUGGAGCAGCUAGCUUUUGUCACACAUCUAUCUCAGGGACCAGGCCUGAAACAGCUCCCACUCUCCAAUACACACACACACACACACAGCAGAAACACACACAACACAAGCACACACAACACACACACACAGACUUCUGUGUGCAGAAUAAGUGGCAAUGUUACUGGUGAAUUGUAGGAUCUAUAGAGUAGACUUAAACACAUCAAUGAGCAGGCCACUCUGAAAGUCUUUAGUCAUUCUAAAUGAUGCUGUCUGCCCCUCUGUUCUCUUUUCAGUCCUCCCUGGAGUACACAGACAGGCCCUAUAGAUGUUACGUCCCAAAUUACACCCUAUUCCUUACAUACAGUAGUGCAUUACUUUUGACCAGGGCCCAUAGUGCACUGUAUAGGGAACAGGGUGCUAUUUGGGACGCAUCCAGUGUCCUCUCCUCCUGACAUGGUACUGCAGAGGCAUCCAGUGAUGGGGGGACUGUGAGCCAGACACAACAUGUGCUUAGCGUACUAAACAUCUACUUGACUGACUAUCAGUGAGUUGAGGUGGGAGCCUGGGUCCUGUGAGCUGACUGAGUGACAAAGGGACCAUCACACACAGAUAGAUUAGAUCUCCCCUUUAAAACACAUUUAGAGGGUUGGGGAUCUAUCUGUCUCUGCCAAACCCUCUUGCCCUAAAACACCUUUAGGGUGCAUCCCAAAUGGCACCCUGUUCUCUACAUAGUGCAUUACUUUUGACCAGAGCCACUAUAUAGGAAAUAGGGUGACAUUUGGGACACACACUUAGAGUGGCUGUUGACCCCCUCCAUGGCACACCCCUACUCUCACCCCCAUCCUAUCCACCCAUCCCUCCCUGGCUUAUCCAGUCUGAACUCUGUCCCCCUUUAUGCCAGAGAGGCUGACAUAGGUCGCAUCCCAAAUGGAACCCUAUUCCCUUUAUAGUGGACUACUUUUAAUCAGAGCCCUAUGGUCCCUAGUCAAAAUUAGUGCACUAUAUAGGGAAUAGGGUGCCAUUUGGGACACUGACAUAUUGUUGUAGUGAAGUAAUGAUGUAUUGGCAUAGGGUCAGGUUCAGGGUUGAGAUAAGAAUAACUCAGACCCUGACAUAAAUCAUUCAUUGAUGUCAAUGAGAGACUCAACAUGUAAAAAUUUUUGAGUUAUGGGAUCAAGUCAGAUGUCAAGUCAGAAUGCCGCCCAUAGUAAUGUAGUGAUGUAGAGAUAUAGUCUGUUUCCCAAAUAGUAUCCUAUUCUUUACAGUGCACUACUUUUGACCAGAGCCCUAUGGGCCCUGGGCACCCUAUUCCCUAUUUAGUGCAAUACUUUUUAACAUUUGACCAGGGCUCGCGUAGGGCUAUGGUCAAAUGUAGUGCACUAUAUAGGGAAUAGGGUGCCAUUUCAGACGCAGCCCCUGUGAGUCAAAAAGUUGAGUUAUGUGCGCAGAUCUCAAGUGAAAAUAAGGCCCAUAGUGAUGCAGAGAUAUCGAGAUGUAUGAUGUUAGUGAUAUAAUGCUGUAUUGAUGUAGCAGCUAAUGAUAGGGCAUCUCCCUGCCUGUUGCUGUUGCAGCUGGAUGCUGAGGCCAGUGAACUACUGAAGGAACUGCAGAACAAACUCAACACCGUGCUGGAUGAGCUCAGUGCAGUCUUCGGCUCCAGGUGUGUGUGGGGGGGGUGGGGUUCUGUGUGUGUGUGUGUGUGUGUGUCUGUGUGUGUGUUUUUGUGGCUGUUUCUGUUACUGUGUGUGUCUGUGGUCUGUGUGUGUCUGUGGUCUGUGUGUAUCUGUGGUCUGUGUGUAUCUGUGGUCUGUGUGUGUCUGUGGUCUGUGUGUAUCUGUGGUAUGUGUGUGUCUGUGGUCUGUGUGUAUCUGUGGUCUGUGUGUGUCUGUGGUCUGUGUGUAUCUGUGGUCUGUGUGUAUCUGUGGUCUGUGUGUAUCUGUGGUCUGUGUGUAUCUGUGGUCUGUGUGUAUCUGUGGUCUGUGUGUGUCUGUGGUCUGUGUGUCUGUGUGUAUCUGUGGUCUGUGUGUGUCUGUGGUCUGUGUGUGUCUGUGGUCUGUGUGUAUCUGUGGUCUGUGUGUAUCUGUGGUCUGUGUGUAUCUGUGGUCUGUGUGUAUCUGUGGUCUGUGUGUAUCUGUGCUAACCAUGUGUUAUUUCCCUGUCCAGUUUCAAGCCGGUGAUUGAGGACUGUGUAAAACAGAUGAACCAGGAGUUAGUCCAGAUGAAGGGGAGUGCUGCAGGGAAGAGCAACGCUGCCAUGGAUGCUGAGACCGUCCUCAGACCACUCAUGGACCUCCUGGAUAAAAAGUAGGUCCCUAUAUGCAUAUUAUCAGCUGGCUUAGAGGUUAGUAACCAGUAGCCUAUCCAUGGAUCUCCUGGAUAAAAAGUAGGUUUCUGUUUACACCUUUGAGUUAAUAUUGUAACCAGUUAGCCAAGAAGUGAGAGGGUGGGUUAGUAACCCGUUAGUUGAGAGGUUAGUAAACCCUCAUGCAACUCCUGGAUACAAAGUAGCUGUUUGUUUUCACCAUGGAGUUACUGAGGAUUUAUAUUGUGAGACUCAGUAGGUGUCUGAAUGCAUGUGGCAGUUAUCCUAGUGGUUGGAGCUUUGGGUUAGUUAACCAGUUAGCCUAGUGGUUGGAGCUUUGGGUUAGUUAACCAGUUAUCCUAGAGGUUGGAGCUUUGGGUUAGUUAACCACUUAUCCUAGUGGUUGGAGCUUUGGGUUAGUUAACCAGUUAUCCUAGAGGUUGGAGCUUUGGGUUAGUUAACCAGUUAGCCUAGAGGUUGGAGCUUUGGGUUAGUUAACCAGUUAUCCUAGAGGUCGGAGCUAGAGGUCUGCAUGGAACUGAUGUAUUCAUCCCUCUCCCUCUCCCUCUCCCUCUCCCUCUCCCUCUCCCUCUCCCUCUCCCUCUCCCUCUCCCUCUCCCUCUCCCUCUCCCUCUCCCUCUCCCUCUCCCGCUCCCACCCACACCCGCUGGCUUUCUGUCUGACUCCCACCUGCUAGAGCAAGAACUGGUCCCAAACCCAACCGCAGUCCUGUAAUGUUAUUUUAGGCAUAGGCCUAUGUGACGACGCAGCUCACUUGCCAGCAGCCAUGGUCGCAGCCAUUUUGAAACCUAUAGGCAAUAUCAAAAUGUGCAAAAAUAACUGAACAUAUAGGUUCAUGGUUGUGGGAAGAUGGGAGGGGGGGUUGCGGGGGGUCGGGGGAUUUCUCUCCCUGCUCUGUGAAUUCUGAGUGUGUGAAUAAUGCAACAAAGAUGUGUUUAUAAUACAGUAGGUAGGUUAAAGCAUACCAAGCAGAAAGACAACCGUUUCCAAAUAUACUGCGGGACAAACAAAAAUAAUUGAAUCUGACCGCCCGCUCCCAACCGCAGCAUGAAAAAUGCAGACCGCCCCGCAAUGAUCUCUGUCAGGACACAAUCUCUGAUCUCUGUCAGGACACAAUCUCUGAUCUCUGAUCUCUGCAGCCCUCUAGUUGCAGCCUUGGGUUAGGUAACCAGUUAACCAGUUAGCCUAGUACAGGGUUCCCCAACUGGCGGUCCACAAGCCACGUUUUCUGAGCAAAUACAAUUAUAAUAAUUAUUAUUAUAAUUGUGGAAAUCUGUUCCAAAGUAUUCCCAUGCAUAAUAUAUAUUCCCACUCAUAAUAGAGAUACACCAACAUAAAGUGUCUUAAUAGGGUGUUGGGCCUUCACGAGCCGGAACAACUUCAAUGCACCUUGGCAUAGAUUCUACACGUGUCUGGAACUCUAUUGGAGGGAUGCGACACCAUUCUUCCACUGGAAAUUCCAUCAUUUGGUGUUUUGUCGAUGGCGCCGCUCCAGAAUCUCCCAUAAGUGUUCAAUUGGGUUGUGAUCUGAUGACUGAGACGGCCCUGGCAUAUGGUUUACAUCGUUUUCAUGCUCAUCAAACUAAUCAGUGACCACUCGUGUCCUUUGGAUGGGGGCAUUGUCAUAUUAUGGGGGCAAAGCCAUGGUAGCCAAAAUAAUGGCCAGCCCAGAAUUUGUAUACAUGACCCCUAAGCAUGAUGGGAUGUUAAUUGCUUAAUUAACUCAGGAACCACACCUGUGUGGAAGCACCUGCUUUCAAUAUACUUUGUAUCCCUCAUUUACUCAAGUGUUUCCUUUAAUUUGGCAGUUACCUGUAUAUGUGAUUGUAUACAAAUGUAAGCAAGGUUUGAAAUUAUUAUGUUUUAGUCAAAUAUUAUAUCUGUUUGGGAUUAUUGCUGUCAAUUUGCCGUCUACAAAUGAUUUGUAAUAAUGUUACGGCCUCCUGACCAUCAGCUCAAGAAAAAAUCGGCCUGCGGCUGAAUCAAGUUGAUGAUCCCUGUCCUAGCAGUUCUAGAGUAGGUCCCAUGCUGUGUAAAGGCAGGAUGAUAUGGCUCUAUUCCACAUCAGAAUAAUCAGUCUGGAGGUGUUUUGGAUACACUGGAUUCAAUAUCAAUACUGAUGUAACCACUCCCCCUGCAGUAAAGAAACACACACACAAAAAACACAAACACACACACACAAACAUACACACACAAACAUACACACACACAUGCGCACUGAAAAACAUGUCAGUGUUUUUCUGUGUGUGUACAUGCGUCUGUGUUUGUUCUUUGUGUUAAUUUGUGUUUUCUAUAGGGUAGGUGUUUCUCAGUGUGUUUAGGUGUGUGUGUGCGUGUGUGUGUGUGCGUGUAUGAGUGCCUGUGUGCCUUUGUGUGUUUGUUAUUGGUGUAGGUGUUUCUCUACUUCAGAGUGGUAACAUCCAUAUUGAUAUUCAAUCCAGUAUUCACCAGGGAGCUGUAUGUAUUUCAACAUUAUCUUGUAGGCCAUCUUCUCUACUCUGGCAUCCACCCCUGAAAGAGUGUGUGUGUGUGUGUGUGGUGUGUGUUUGCUUGUAUGUGUGUGUGUGUGUGUGUGUGUGUAUGUGUGUGUGUGUGUGUGUGUGUGUAAGCUGUGAUUCUCUCUCAGACACUCACAGCAACAUCGAGGCCAGUGGGGUAUUACAGUAGAAUCCUCUUAAUACUAUGCAAAAACUAAAUCCUUUCUCCUAUCUCCUUAGCCAAUGUUUUCCAUUCACUGAGAUUAUAAUGUAAAGCUGAUGCAUUUAUUCCACAUAUCAUGGCUUUUUGAACUUCACACGUGAUUGUGUUUGUCCAUGUUUGAUCCUGUUGUCUUCCUAUAGGCCCUGUGGCUUGACGUAUGUGGCGUGUAACGUUUGAACGUGUUAAAGGGACAUUUCACUCAUACAUUAAAGUUUGUCAGAUGUUUUCAGACUUCUAAAGUAGUCUAACGUCUAGAUGAAACCAUGUCCCACAACAUCAGUUGUGGAAAUUCAGCUAUAUGCCUCAAUCACAAAUAAAUAAAAAAGAUAAGCACUGUCUAAUUCCCUGGUUUUCCUGGUUUAUUCUAUGCUUAUCUUUGGGGUGGAUCUACACAACUGAUGUCGUGGGACGGGGUUUCAUCUUGGCAUUAGACUACUUUAGAGGUCUCAAAACAUCUCAAAAACGUUGAUUUGAAAGUCUAAUGUCCCUUUAACUUGAUUGUGUUUCUGCUGUGGUUUUAGAUCUGACUUUGACUGUUGGCUUUGCUCUGUUCUGCUCUGCUCUGUCUCUGUUCUGCUCUGUCUCUGUUUCUGUUCUGUCUCUGCUCUGUCUCUACUCUGUCUCUGUUUCUGCUCUGUCUCUGCUCUGUCUCUGCUCUGUCUCUGCUCUGUCUCUGCUCUGUCUCUGCUCUGUUUCUGUUCUGUCUCUGCUCUGUCUCUGCUCUGUCUCUGCUCUGUCUCUGCUCUGUCUCUGCUCUGUUUCUGUUCUGUCUCUGCUCUGUCUCUGUUCUGUCUCUGCUCUGCUCUGUCUCUGUCUCUGCUCUGCUCUGCUCUGUCUCUGCUCUGCUCUGUCUCUGCUCUGUCUCUGCUCUGCUCUGCUCUGCUCUGUCUCUGCUCUGCAGUUUGAUUUUAUUCGCAAAGAUCUGUGAGAAGACGGUGUUGAAACGAGUCCUGAAGGAACUGUGGAAGAUCGUCCUCAACACCAUUGAGAGAAUGAUAGUCUUACCACCUCUCAAUGACCAGAAUGUGAGAUGUUAUGUUAUAUACACCAAACACACACACACACACACACACACACACACACACAGACAUACAACACCAACAACACCAUGGAGAGACAGAUAGACCACUGUAAGCCAUGAAUCUAUUCUAACCAUGAUGGCAGUACCUCUUACACUAGAGCAGAAGUAGGUUGCCAUGGUUCUGGAGUGCUACAGGUACUGCACUGUUUACUUGCCCCCAACAGGCACCAAAUGAGAUAAUUGGCCAAUAUCAGAGCUGGGCUAAAUUCCACCUACUUUACCUGGUCUCUUUUAGGACUGAAGCAAAAAACUAUCUAACAGAGAAAUCAGUACAGUGCAGUAUCUGUAACAUUUCAGGACCAGCGUUGCCUACCUCUCUACCUCUGGCUGAAAUGUCCUCUAGGCUGUAUAUACACACACACACACACACACACACACACACACACACACACAAACACACAAACACACACAAAUAUGUACAAAACACAGACACACCAUAGAGGAUAAGAUGGUGUCUCCUUUUCUCUUUGUGUGUCAGUCAUGCAGGAAAUGUUAGUUAAGCCUGGAUAGAGGAAUGAAAAGCCAAAACCUGCUUUUCUAACCAACAGGCAACACUGACCAGGCUGACAACACCCAGAAGGGAUGUUCUCAAACACACACACACACAGUCUUGUAUAACUAACCUUUUGGGGACACAAUUCUGUCCUGAUCAAAAUCCUAUUUUCCCUAACCCCUAACCCUAACCUAACCCUAACCUUUACCCCAAAACCUAACCUUAACCCUAACCCUAAACCUAAUUCUAACCCUAACACUAACACUAAUUCUAACCUUAACCCUAAACCCCCUAGAAAUAGCAUUUUACCUUUUGGGGACUAACAAAAUGUCCCCAGUUGGUCCCAAAAAAAACGUUUACUAUUCUUGGGGAGACUUCUGGUCCCCACAAGUAUAGUGAAACACGUCCAUAGACACACACACACAAACAACAAAAAACGAUUUCCUUUACUGUACCACCUUCGUGUUUCCUUUCACAUUAUAUUCAGUAUGUAAAGGCUUCAAAGGUGUAUAUAUACAAUAUAACCCUGUCUGUCUGUCUUUUCUCCUCACAGCAAGGAGCCCAGAUGAUUUUCAGUGCUGCCAAGGACCUGGGACAGCUAUCCAAACUCAAGGUAGGUCUGGGGCGUUCAUGACACCUUACACACCAUGAGUGUGUGUGUGUGCGUGCAUUUGAGUGUGUGUGUGUGUGUGUGUGUGUGUGUGUGUGUGUGUGUGUGUGUGUGUGUGUGUGUGUGUGUGUGUGUGUGUGUGUGUGUGUGUGUGUGUGUGUGUGUGUGUGUGUGUGUGUGUGUGUGUGUGUGUGUGUGUGAGAGAGAUAAAAACAGAGUUGAAUAGGCACUACUGGGUGAUCUGAAAAGUCAAAGUCAAUCAAUCAAUACUAUAAUAAUACUUUUAGCAAAAAUGUUUAUUUUCAAUUUACAAUCUGUAGAAACAAUGAGAAUAGAAGGGUUCAGAACUUUUGUGAAACAUCACAGUACAGUUGAAAAAUAUAUGGCAAAUAGAAAUCCAAUAUGGAUGGUGUUAAGAGAUAGAUGGGAUGUGUUGAAUGGAGUUGAAGGAUGGGACUAACAACAACUAAUAACAACAAGAUAACUAAUGUAAAGCAUACUGUGUCCAUAAUAAGGAUAUAGGUUAUAGGUUGAGAGCUUUUGUGAAAGAGCACAGUUAGAAAGAUAUGGCAUAUAGAAGAAAACCGGAUGGACAUCAUGAAAAUGAUCGGAGAGGUUGAGGGUAGAGGAAAUUCAGGAGUAAAAACAAACAAAAUAGAAUUAUUGUAAAAUUGACUGUGUCCAUAAAAUGUAUAUAGUAUGUAUAAGCUGGAAGUAGAGGCCUAAGCAUUGUUGUUCGCUAGUUUACUCCAAUUAGGGAAGGGGUGGUAGGGUUGGAAAGUAAUAAAAAAGGAUAUGUGCAUAUACAGUUGAAGUCGGAAGUUUACAUACACUUAGGUUGGAGUCAUUAAAACUAGUUUUUCAACCACUACACAAAUGUCUUGUUAACAAACUAUAGUUUGUUAGUUAGGACUACUUUGUACAUGACACAAGUAAUUUUUCCAACAAUUCUUUACAGACAGAUUAUUUCACUUAGAAUUCACUGUAUCACAAUUCCAGUGGGUCAGAAGUUUACUUACACUAAGUUGACAGUGCCUUUAAACAGCUUGGAAAAUUCCAGAAAAUGAUGUCAUGGCUUUAGAAGCUUCUGAUAGGCUAAUUGACAUCAUUUGAGUCAAUUGGUGGUGUACCUGUGGAUGUAUUUCAAGGCCUACCUUCAAGCUCAGUGCCUCUUUGCUUGACAUCAUGGGAAAAUCAAAAUAAAUCAGCCAAGACCUCAGAAAAAUAAUUGUAGACCUCCACAAGUCUGGUUCAUCCUUGGGAGCAAUUUCCAAAUGCCUGAAGGUACCACGUUCAUCUGUACAAACAAUAGUACGCAAGUAUAAACACCAUGGGACCACGCAGCCGUCAUAACGCUCAGGAAGGAGACGCAUUCUGUCUCCUAGAGAUGAACGUACUUUGGUGCGAAAAGUGCAAAUCAAUCCCAGAACAACAGCAAAGGACCUUGUGAAAAUGCUGGAGGAAACAGGUACAAAAGUAUCUGUAUCCAUAGUAAAACGAGUCCUAUAUCGACAUAACCUGAAAGGCCGCUCAGCAAGGAAGAAGCCACUGCUCCAAAACUGCCAUAAAAAAGCCAGAAUAUGGUUUGCAACUGCACAUGGGGACAAAGACAUCAGUCAGGAAGUUCAAGCAUGGUCGCAAAUGGGUCUUCCAAAUGGACAAUGACCCCAAGCAUACUUCCAAAGUUGUGACAAAAUGGCUUAAGGACAACAAAGUCAAGGUAUUGGAGUGGCCAUCACAAAGCUCUGACCUCAAUCCUAUAGAACAUUUGUGGGCAGAACUGAAAAAGUGUGUGCGAGCAAGGAGGCCUACAAACCUGACUCAGUUACACCAGCUCUGUCAGGAGGAAUGGGCCAAAAUUCACCCAACUUAUUGUGGGAAGCUUGUGGAAGGCUACCCGAAACGUUUGACCCAAGUUAAACAAUUGAAAGGCAAUGCUACCAAAUACUAAUUGAGUGUAUGUAAACUUCUGACCCACUGGGAAUGUGAUGAAAGAAAUAAAAGCUGAAAUAAAUUAUUCUCUCGACUAUUAUUCUGACAUUUCACAUUCUUAAAAUAAAGUGGUGAUCCUAACUGACCUAAGACAGGGAAUUUUUACUAGGAUUAAAUGUCAGGAAUUGUGAAAAACUGAGUUUAAAUGUAUUUGGCUAAGGUGUAUGUAAACUUCCGACUUCAACUGUAUAUGUAUGUAUAUGUAUUUAUAUGUAUGAGUAUGUAUAUGUAUAUGUGUAUAUAUACAUUCCUUCCAGUUCUCUGCUGCCAAUGACUGGAACGAAUUGCAAAAAUCUCUGAAGCUGGAGACUCUUAUCUCCCUCACUAACUUUAAGCAUCAGUUGUCAGAGCACCUUACCGAUCACUGCACCUGUACACAGCCCAUCUGAAAUUAGCCCACCCAACUACCUCAUCCCUAUAUUGUUAUUUAUUUUGCUCUUUUGCACCCCAGUAUCUCUAUUUGCACAUAAUCUCUUGCACAUCUAGCAUUCCAGUGUUAAUACUAAUUGUAAUUAUUUUGCACUAUAGCCUAUUUAUUGCCUUACCUCCAUAACUUGCUACAUUUGCACACACUGUAUAUAUAUUUUCUGUUGUAUUUUUUUUGACUUUAUGUUUUUUUACCCCAUAUGUAACUCUGUGCUGUUGUUUUUAUCGCACUGCUUUGCUUUGUCUUGGCCAGGUCGCAGUUGUAAAUGAGAACUUGUUCUCAACUGGCUUACCUGGUUAAAUAAAGGUGAAAAAAAAAAAAAAAAAAACUUUUUUAUAUAUAUAAAUGCGAGAUGAAAAACGUAUGGGAGAUUAGAAGUGAUGCAGACAAUUACAUUGAUGGAAGUUACAAUCUAUCUGCAAUAUUAAAGCUGAUCUACCCCCUAAAGAAAAAAAUCAACGUACAUCCUCCAGAGCAGUAGAUCUGUGUUAGUUGGUUAGUUCCCAUAGUGAUUACAUCCAGAUUGAGGUAAUCUCUGCUAAGCCAGCCCACUCCUCUCCUACACUAGUCAUGCAACUUCACUUCAUGCUAUAAACCCAUGACUAAACAGGCCAAGUGUUCAUCAUAUUAUGUAAUCGUGGUUGCUUUCCAAUCCGUCUACAGUUGAACUGUUUUUAAUGUUAGAUAAAGUCCCUUUAUCUCUGCUCCUAAGUAAAAGAUCUUCCCACAGUUACAAUCUUUGAUCACAGUCGCUCUUCUCAUUUCAUGUUCCAAGAGGCACAGCAGAAAGAUAGGGAGACAGCAUUGUGUCUGUAAUGCACCAUGAUUGAGGAGCAAUUUGCAAGCAACUGUACUGUCGCUGUCUGUACUGUUUUGCUGUAUUCUCCUGCUGAAUCAAAUAAUCUGAUCUCACAAUGUGUUUACCAUCUCAGGAACCACAUUAAUAAUACACUGUAAAGGGGUUGCCAUGAAUUUGACAGUAGCUUACAGGCAGCUCGGUGGCCAGUAAAAUUAAGUAUUUUAUAUUACAGUAUGCCUCAAAAUAUGUUAAUGAGCAAGAAACAACAAUACCAUGUACCCACUAGUGGUCAAAAUGUUUUUGGCGCUCCAAAGAUAUGGUACGGUACUGUAUUCUCGGUGGAAUUACAGUACCAUUUUAAAUAUAGCAAUUUUCCCACAGUGCUCCAUAAUUUACAGUAUGCUGCAGAAACAUAUUUUUGUUUUACUGUUGAUAAUUCCUAAAAUGAAUGUAUAAAUUACAGUUUUCCAUGACAGUGUACAUAGCAAUCUUAUCAUAUGCGAACAUCUGAAAUGUAAUCUGGCUGUGUGUGUGUGUGUGUGUGUGUGUGUGUGUGUGUGUGUGUGUGUGUGUGUGUGUGUGUGUGUGUGUGUGUGUAUGUGUGUGUGUAUCCUCUCCAAGAAGAAUGUUAUGGAAACAUGUAUUAAUGAAUUGCUCUCUUUCUGUUCUCUCCUCUGUAGGACCAUGUGAUCAGAGAGGAAGCCCGUAGCCUGACACCAAGACAGUGUGCAGCCAUGGACCUUGUCCUUCCCACCAUCAAGGUAAUGGAGAGAUCUCGCUCUGUCUAUCCAUCCCUCUCUCCCCCCCUCCAUCUGUCUCUCCCUCCAUCCGUCUCGCCCACCAUCCCUCUCUCUUUCCGUCUAUCCCUCUCUUCCUCCAUCCCUUUCGGCCUCCAUCCAUCCCUCCCAUCCCUCCAUCCCUUCCUCUCUCAAUCCAUCCGUGCCUCCUACAUCCCUCCCUCCCUUUCACCUUCCAUCCCUACCCUCAUUCCUUUCUCCCUCUAACCAUCCCUGCCUACCUUUCUCCGUCCCUGAAUAGAAAUGUUGUGGAAAGAGAGAUGGACAGGGUUUUAACAGGGUAGUAGGGUUGUAAUGAGAGUUUACCUAAAGGAUAGUUGUAGAGUGGUGGCUGUUUUAACAGGGUAGUAGGGUUGUAUUGAAAGUUUACCUAAAGGAUAGUUGUAGAGCAGUGGCGGUCAGUGCUGUUUAAGAUGAGGGAGGACGAUUUUCUUUCAUGAGCAUGGCCUUAUUUCUAUUACAGCAUAUUGGAUGACUCAUUCAUAUUCCAUUCACCCAGUUCAAUUUACAGCGAUAGGUUUACGCUACUACAUGAUACUCGAAGUUUCCCUAUACCCAUCACUAGCCUAUGAGUGAAAGUUUAAACGCUGGUGCAAACAGGUCGAGAGAUUUGAGGUGACAGACAGUCACAUUCAAUACCGCCUUGCACACCCUUGCCUGCAUCUAUCUGAUAUAGGGUGUAAUCAAUAGUCCAACAGUUGCAAACGAGAGUUUCAAUUUGACAAAUUCAGGUAUGUUUAUCCCCGUUUUGUUCCAUUUGCUUCCGUUUAAGAAACGUUUUUCAACAGAAUCGGCAGAAUGAAUACACCCUGAUCACGCGUAAACAGAGUUCACUCUCAUAACAGCCACAUUCCUUCUCUUCCCUUUGCUUGUGGACUUCAAUGCACAACAAAUCAGCUGAAUGUGACCAGGUGAAAAAACCUUUCCAAGCCAAACCUCUACAAACAGUCUACAUCGUUGUCACCAUAUUAGCUAAAGUAACGUCAUAGUCAGCAUAGAUAAUAUAACUAACGCGUUAGCAAACCCGCUACAAUCAUGCAGUAACGUAAGUGUACAAUCAGUAAGCAGUUACACCGGCGGGGCCCGGUGGCAAUAAAUUAGUAAUACCAAAAGCUUACCUUGACUUGGAAGAGUUCCAGUGUUGUGUUGGAAAGUCAUAGCAAGCUAGAUAACAUAGCAUCCCUCUGUUUGAGCAGGGUGUUUCAGUAAGCUAAACUAGCUAGCUGCAUUUGCUAGCUAAGUAAGUGAAUCUGCAAGUGAAAAAAAAUAACGAAAUCUUUCUCUCUCUAUUUAUCUCUUGCUUCUCCUUCAUUUUGGAAUAAAUUAAUUUGUUCAAACUGUUCAACUAUUGUCUUUCUCUCUCUUUGAGUUAACUACUCAUCACAUUUUAUACACUGCAGUGCUAGCUAGCUGUAGCUUAUGCUUUCAGUACUAGUUUAAUUAUCUGAUCCUUUGACUGGGUGGACAACAUGUCAGUUCAUGCUGCAAGAGCUCUGAUAGGCUGGAGGACAUCCUCCGGAAGUUGUCAUAAUUACUGUGUAAGUCUAUGGAAGGGGGUGAGAAUCAUGAGCCUCCUAGGUUUUGUAUUGAAACCAAUGUACCCAGAGGAGGACAGAAGCUAGCUGUCCUCCAGCUACACCAUGGUGCUACCAUACAGAGUGCUGUGGAGGCUACUGUAGACCUUCUUUGCAAAAUAGUGUGUUUUAAUCAGUUAUUUGUUAACGUGAUUAUAUUUAGUAUAGUUUUAACUUUAUGUUUUAUGAUAUUCACUGAGGAGGAUGGUCCUCCCCUUCCUCCUCUGAGGAGCCUCCACUGUUGUAGAGUGGUGGCUGUUUUAACAGGGUAGUAGGGUUGUAAGAGAGUGGAGGUCUUUAAGAGGAGUAGCAGUGCUGAGAGGAGUCGAUGCAGUCAGUAAGUGCUUCCCAAAUGGCACCCUAUUCCCUACAUAGUGCACUACUUUUGACCAGAGCCUUUUGGGUGCCAUUUGGGAUGAAGACAGUUCAGACCGGGGUCUGUGUGAACACUCAACGCAGCGCCGUGAAACAGAAUCUAAUUGAUUCCUACAUCUCCAUGGACACCAGCUCCCUGUUUAGAUCAGUCAUGCUGUGGAAUUCUCUCCAUCAGUAUUCCGAGGAGAAUGUCCAAUUAGAGGAGUUGAGUAAUGCCUCCAGGAGACUCUGGCCAAUCACAGUUAAGUAAUACCUUUAGGUGGAAGAGAUACACAGGCUGCAUGCAGGACUGGUUAAAGACUUAAAGGAAGAGAGAGGGGAGGGAGAGAUGGGGGAGAGAGACUAGCAGAGAUACACAGGCUGAAUGCAGGACUGGUUAAAGACUUAAAGGGAGAGAGGGGGGAGGGAGAGAUGGGGGAGAGAGACUAGCAGAGAUACACAGGCUGAAUGCAGGACUGGUUAAAGACUUAAGGGAGAGAGGGGGGAGGGAGAGAUGGGGGAGAAAGACUAGCAGAGAUACACAGGCUGAAUUCACUGCUGGUUAAAGACUUAAAGGGAGAGAGGGGGGGGGAGGGAGAGAUGGGGGAGAGAGACUAGCAGAGAUACACAGGCUGAAUGCAGGACUGGUUAAAGACUUAAAGGGAGAGAGGGGGGAGGGAGAGAUGGGGGAGAGAGACUAGCAGAGAUACACAGGCUGAAUGCAGGACUGGUUAAAGACUUAAGGGAGAGAGGGGGGAGGGAGAGAUGGGAGAGAGAGACUAGCAGAGAACCAGGUGAUGCAGGACUGUAAGACUUAAGGGAGAGAGGGGGGAGGGAGAGAUGGGGAGAGAGUAGCAGAGAUCCAGGCUGAUGCAGGAUGGUAAGGGGGGGGAGGUGGAGAGGGGGCAGGAGGGAGGUGGAGAGGGGGGCAGGAGGGAGGUGGAGAGGGGGGCAGGAGGGAGGUGGAGAGGGGGGCAGGAGGGAGGUGGAGAGGGGGGCAGGAGGGAGGUGGAGAGGGGGGCAGGAGGGAGGUGGAGAAGAGGGAGGUGGAGAGGGGUACAGGAGGGAGGUGGAGAGGGGGGCAGGAUGGAGGUGGAGAGGGGUACAGGAGGGAGGUAGAGAGAGGGGAGGGGGAGGUAGAGAGAGGGGAGGGGGAGGUAGAGAGAGAGAGAGAGGAGAGGGGGGGGGGUAGAGAGAGGGGAUGACAGAGAGGGGGAGGAAGGGAAAUUGAUAGGGCGGUAGUUAGGGAGAGGGAUAGAGAGAGGGAAAGAGACAGAAAAAGAAAUGGAACAAAAAGGAUUGGAAUUCUGAAGAGGAAACAUUUGUAUGGUGUUAAAUGUAGUGCUGAAAAGCAAAACCAUUAAAUGAUUUAUCCGGUGUUGGUGAGAUGAUAAUAUGAUACACCUAUUCGUGUAUGUGACAAAAAAUGUUUUGUUGUGGAUGUUAUUGUUGGUGUUGUAUGGACCAGUUCUUGGAGUUGGUGUUGUAUGGACUAGCUCUUGGAGUUGGUGUUGUAUGGACUAGCUCUUGGAGUUAGUGUUGUAUGGACUAGCUCUUGGAGUUAGUGUUGUAUGGACUAGCUCUUGGAGUUAGUGUUGUAUGGACCAGCUCUUGGAGUUAGUGUUGUAUGGACCAGCUCUUGGAGUUAGUGUUGUAUGGACCAGCUCUUGGAGUUAGUGUUGUAUGGACCAGCUCUUGGAGUUAGUGUUGUAUGGACUAGCACUUGGAGUUGGUGUUGUGUUGGAUACGUCUUUGAUGGUUUCUCUGCCAUUCUUCCCCCAUCAACACCAACAGUAUCUACAGAGUGAAUCUGGGCUGUGCCUUUUCUGCCGAGGCAGCAGAGCUACAGAGCUUAGUCCCAAAUGGCACUGUAUGCCCUAAGUAGGACACUACUUUUGAUCAGAAGUAGUUUGCUAUAGGUAAUAGGAUGUCAUUUGGGACACAGAGCCACAGCACUUAGGAUCAUUUACUCUGAGCAGCUUUGGCUCAUUGACUCAACCCACUGUUUUCAGACUAUAUCCGCCUGAUGAUGAUAUGCCAUAAUGCAUCAGUGACUGGAUUAUAUCUGAACAUUACUUCCUUGUUCCAGAGCACAUGGAGGAUGACCUGUGAACUCAUAAACUCCAGUGAGGUGGAGAGUGUGUGUGUGUGUGUGUGUGUGUGUGUGUGUGUGUGUGGACGUGUUUAACUAUACUUGUGGGAACCAGAAGUCCCCACAAGAAUAGUAAACAAACUAAAAUUUGACCAACUGAGGACAUUUUGUUAGUCCCCACAAGGUCAAAUGCUAUUUCUAGGGGGUUUAGGGUUAAGUUUAGAAUUAGUGUUAGUGUUAGAAUUAGGUUUAGGAGCUAGGGAUAGUUUUAGGGUUAGGGUUAGGAGCUCGGAUUAGGGUUAGGGUUAGGGUUAGGGUUAAGGUUAGGUUUUGGGGUUAAGGUUAGGGAUAGAGUUAGGGAAAAUAGGAUUUUGAAUGGGAUGUAAUUUUGUGUCUCCACAAGGUUAGUUGUACAAAACUCUGUGUGUGUGUGUGUGCUCAUGAACUCAUAAACUCUAGUGGGGUGGAGAGUGUGUGGGGGUGGUAUAUGUAUAUGUGGCAGAGGUGGCAGGGCUUGAAGCAAUUAUCCUCUGUCUUAAUGCAACACUACACAGUACAUAGUUAUUAGGCCUACUGCUGCCAGCCUGGAUAAGCAUACAUAGUUAUUACCUCUUCCACACUGUCUUCCACACAGUCUGGUCUGAAGAUGUGAAAAGUACAUGAACUCUGUACGUGUUUUAUCUGGUCUGCGUGUACCCGAAUUGGAUUGGUAACCUCACUCCUCAGAUUGAAAUGCCUUGAAUUGCUAGCUUUUUUGGUGGUGUAGCUGGCUAAGACGUUGUCAAGAGGGCUGUCACGUGUGUUUGCGAGACAGAGGACCUGAGAUGAAGUUGCGGAUUUGUGAGGGAGGAAGAUGUAUUGUUAAGUAAGCAGUUUGACAACUGUUACAUAAGCAAACAUGCUUAUUAUCUCUCCCACACAGUCUCCUAUAUUUACAUUUACAUUUACAUCAUUUAGCAGACGCUCUUAUCCAGAGCAACUUACAAAUUACAGUCUGGUCGGAAGGCUGAAAAGUACAUGAACUCGGUGAAUGUGGUGAAUGAAAGCUUACCCAAGUAAACUUCAGCUCAGCUUUAACAAAAAGGGUAAUCAGGUGCUCAACUGAGGGGACAAUUCCGAAACAUUGUCCUUACUCCAGGACACUUCAACAGGUGACUAUCCCAGAAAAGAAAAAGGAACACUGUCUGCAUAUACAGAAUCUUUGUUUUACGGGACAGACAAGCAGGCUAAAUGUACUGACUCUGUCAGCAUAUACAGAAUCUAUGUUUUACGGGACAGACAAGCAGGCUAAAUGUACUGACACUGACUGUUCUCUUUCUGGUCUCUGACUCAGUACGCUUUCCUUCUUUCUUUCUUUCUUUCUCUUCUCCGUAGCAAUAUUUCCACGCUGGAGGAAACGGUCUGAAGAAGACGUUCCUUGAGAAAAGCCCUGACCUCAAGUCCCUCAAAUACGCUCUGAGCCUUUACACACAGCCUACUGAUGCCUUGAUCAAGAAGUAUAUAUGCACCCAAACCUCUCAAGGUAAGGACACUGAGCUAGUAUAUAUGCACCCACACCUCUCAGGUAAGUGACAACUGAGCCCUGAGCAGAUAUCACCCAAACCUCCCAAGGGUGAAGGACACUGGGCUAAGUAAAAAGAGAUGCACCCCAACCCUCUCAAGUUUAAGGACACUGAGCUAGUAGAUAUGCACCCAAACCUCUCAAGUUAACUGACACUGAGCUAGUAGAUAUGCAACCCAACCCUCUCAAGUUUAAGGACACCUGGAGCUAGUAGAUAUGCACCCAAACCUCUCAAGUUAAGGACAACUGAGCUAGUAGAUGAUGCACCCAACCCAUCUCACGUUAAAAGGCACAUGAGUACAGUAGAUAUGCACCCCAAACCCUCUCAAGUUUAAGGACACUGAGCUAGUAGAUAUGCACCCAACCCUCUCAAGUUAAGGACACUGAGCUAGCAGAUAUGCACCCAAACCUCUCAAGGUAAGGACACUGAGUUAGUAGAUAUGCACCCAAACCUCUCAAUGUAAGGACACUGAGCUAGUAGAUAUGCACCCAACCCGCUCAAGUUAAGGACACUGAGCUAGCAGAUAUGCACCCAAACCUCUCAAGGUAAGGACACUGGGCUAGUAGAUAUGCACCCAACCCUCUCAAGUUAAGGACACUGAGCUAGUAGAUAUGCACCCAACCCUCUCAAGUUAAGGACACUGAGCUAGUAGAUAUGCACCCAAACCUCUCAAGGUUAAGGACACUGAGCUAGUAGAUAUGCACCCAACCCUCUCAAGUUAAGGACACUGAGCUAGUAGAUAUGUACCCAACCCUCUCAAGUUAAGGACACUGAGCUAGUAGAUAUGCACCCAAACCUCUCAAGUUAAGGACACUUCCCCCAGUAUAUACACCCUAACCACUCAAGGGAAGAACACACUUCAUCUGUGUCACCAAAUGUCUCUGAAAGUCCACAAAUGUCCUCUCUAGAGGUUAGGGUUAGAGUUCAGGGUUGGGGUCAAUUCCAUUUCAGUCAAUUCAGGAAGAAAUAACAAUUCAAUUGUUUUUCUCAUAGAGAAGCAUUGAGGGAAAUAGGAAUUAGAAUUUCAGUUAACUUCCUCAAUUGACCCUAACCCUGUUCACAGGAGGCUGGUGAGGGGAGGACAGCUCAUAUUAAUGUCUGGAAUGGAAUGGUAUCAAACACAUGAAAACCAUGUGUUUGAUGAGUUGGAUACCAUUCAAUUUAUUCCGUUACAGCCAUUACUAUGAGCCCGUCCUCCCCAAUUAAGGUGCCACCAACAUCCUGUGACCCUGUGAUAGUUCUCCUUGCUUCUCUUACAGUGGGCUACAGUGUUUUUCCAUGUCAGCUUGGUUUCUCUCCAGUUUACCGUGUGAGAUGGUUAUUGCAGUAAUUGCAUUUUUCCAUCAUCCACUGUCUUCUUCAAUCCCUUUCUCUUUCUAUUUUACUGUUGCCUCUUUCUCUCUCUCUCUCUCUCUCUCUCUCUCUCUCUCUCUCUCUCUCUCUCUCUCUCUCUUCUCUCUCUCUCUCUCUGCUCUCUCUCUCUCUCUGGCGCUCUCUCUCUCUCUCUCUCUCUCUCUCUCUCUCUCUCUCUCUCUCUCUCUCUUUUGCUCUCUCUUUCCCUCUCUGUCAUUCUCUGUCGCUUUCUCUAACUCUAUGUCACUCUAUCUCUCUCUUGCUGUCUCUAUAUCUGUCCCAGUUCCAUGCUGUGUUUAACUGUGUCUCUGUGGAAGUGUAGGUUUUCUGUUUUCAUGACAGAGUAGAGCUACCUGAUGGUCUAUCUAGGGGGAUGGGACCUCAGUGUGGCUUAGUCCAGCAGAGCAGAGCAGUGGAGCUGCACGCCUUUCUAUUUCCUCAGUACUCAGCCUAGCAUGACACUGGUCCUCUACAGGCUGGAGAGGAGAGGAGAGGAGAAGAAGGGUGAGGAGGAGAGGAGAGCAGGAGAUAGGUGGAGAGGAGAGGAAUGGGAGGAAAAGGGAUGAGAGGAGGAGAGGGGAGGAGGGGAGUGGAGGGGGAGAGAGGAUAGGGGUGGAGAGGAGAGGGACAGCAGCCUCUGCAGACCUACUCUCUGAAAAUCUGUGGUGUUUACAUGUCUAUUCUGUUGGUUAGCUUUAGGGCAACUAGGGGUUGUGAGAGAAACUCUGGAAGAAAGAAAAAAUAUUGUGCCACUUGGUUCAUAGAAUCCGUUAGACUAGCAGAGGGAGGAUGGCUAGUUUAUCAGCCUGCUAGGUUGUUAGUGGGUUUUAAUAUUGCAGAUAGAUUGUAGGUUCUAUCAAUGUAAUUGUUUGCAUCAUUUCUAAUCCCCCUUAUUUUAUUGUUUUAUUCUACACUUCUUUCCCGGCUAUCCUACCAUCCCUAACCUGAUUGGAGUAAACUAACAGACAACAAUAAUUCUACUGCUACAGCUAUUUUCACUCACAUCUACAGUACCUGUAGUUAAAUAAUAAAUAAUUAUAUACUUCUUUCCACAAGUGCUGGAUUUUCACCCACAGCGGCCAAUCCACCAUUCAUUCUGAUCUUAACUCUCUGAUGUCCACAGAUCAACCCAUCUUUCCCAGUAUAACACCAUUUUGAUAUUUCCUUUAGCAGUACAUCCCUCCAUUUUACUGAUGUCUUACAAGGGUCCUCAACCUCCCUAUUUGUAACAUUUCUACUGAUAUUGUACUAAAAAUAAAUACUUUUCCCAAGAGUAUAAUGAUAUUUCCCAUUGACUGAUCGUGGUUUUUCAGAUCCCCUAACAAAACAGUUUGCAGGUCCAUCUGAACCCGGAUAUUAUGACAUAACAACCAUUCCUGGUCCUGACUCCAAAUGCGAGCCACCGAUGGACAGUACCAGAAAAUAUGUUAUAUUAAUUAUGUUUCCUCAUGGCAGAGUCUGCAGAAGGCUGACUGUUCAAUGCCCCAUAUAUUGAGCAUUGUUUUUGUAGCAAGUAUUUUAUAUAGUAGCUUAAAUUGAAAUGAACCGAUUGAUGAGUCAAUUGUUGUUUUAUAUGUCAGUUCAUAGACCUGAUGCCAAGGUAUUGGGACAUCAAAACACUGUUCCCAACUGACUUGAAUUUGAUAUGGUUGUUAGUGUUGAUUUCCCCAGGUCCAGGUCUUAAUUGUGUUGUAGUAAUGUUUCUCGUCCCCUCUCCUACACACACACACACAUUUCCCCUGUUCCAGGUCUUAAUUGUAUUGAUGUGAUAUCCCCCUCCUUAAUCAGGAUCCAUUCAUCAGCUCUCUCUCUCUCUCUCUCUCUCUCUCUCUCUCUCUCUCUCUCUCUCUCUCUCUCUCUCUCUCUCUCUAUCUGUGUCUGUCUGUCUCUCUGCUCUCUGUCUCUCACUCUCUCUCUCUCUCUCUCUCGCUCUCUUUCUUUCUCUCUCUCUCGCUCUCUCUCCCGCUCUCACCUCUCUCUGUUAAUGACACAACAGACACACAAACAACAGUACACAUCUGUCUGUGUUACUACCCCCACGUCUGUCUGUUCUGUCUGUGUUACUACCCCCACAUCCGGCUGUUGUGUCUGUGUUACAACCCCCCUGUCUGGCUGUUGUGUCUGUGUUACUACCCCCCCCAAAUGGAUGUUGUGUCUGUGUUACUACCUCCCCGUCUGGCUGUUGUGUCUGUGUUACUACCCCCCACGUCUGGCUGUUCUCUCUGUGUUACUACCCCAUGUCUGGCUGUUCUCUCUGUGUUACUACCCCCCAUGUCUGGCUGUUCUCUCUGUGUUACUACCCCAACGUCUGGCUGUUCUCUCUGUGUUACUAACCCCCACGUCUGGCUGUUCUCUCUGUGUUACUACCCCCCACGUCUGGCUAUUCUCUCUGUGUUACUACCCCCCACGUCUGGCUAUUCUCUCUGUGUUACUACCCCCCACGUCUGGCUGUUCUCUCUGUGCUACUACCCCCACGUCUGGCUGUUCUGUCUGUGUCCAUGUUUCUGUCUCUCUGUCUGUCUUUCUCUCUCUCUUACCCCAUCUUUCUCCUCCUCCUCCUCUCUCUUGUUCAUCUCUAGCUCUCUCUUUCUCUCUCUCUCUCUCUCUCUUACCCCCCUCUCCUCAUCCCUAUUUCUCUCUCCCUCCCUCUCUUUCUCUAUUAUCCCCACUCUCUUCCUUUCUCUCUCCUGGGUCUGUCAUUGAGUGCACCUCCAUAUUUAAUGUUUGUUUGUUUGUUUGUUCUCUGCUCCAGAGAGGGUAGUGGUCCUAAAUGUUUGGAGUCUCUGUGUAGGCCAGCACUUUGCGUUACCAUUCUGUGUGUGUGUGUGUGUGUGUGUGCAUGCGUGCCUGUGUCUGUUUGUGUGUGUGUGUGUGUAUGUGCGUGCGUGCGUGCAUGUGUUCCAUUCUGUUCUGUUCUUUUACUCAGAGCUUAAUGCAUUUAUCUACGGCUCCAUAUGUUGUUUUGUUUUCUAUGUAGCUUGUUUUUCUUAUGUCAUUGGUUUCCAGAGAACCCUACUUCUCAGUGACACAGGAGGAAGUGGAGUGAGUCAUUCACUUCUUGUUGCAGUUUAUGUUUCAGUCACUACACACAGGGGUCUCUUCUCUACCUUUCUGGAUCAGUGUGUGUGUAACCUUAUUUGAGAUGCAGUGUUUCUGUCUUUUUUACUUUCUGUCUCUCCUUUUCUCUCAUUCUGUCUCUCCUCUCUCUCUCUCUCUCUCUCUCUCUGUCUCUCCUUCUCUCUCUCUGUCUCUCCCCUCUGACUCUGUUACAACAUGUGGUUGUAAUGACUUGCAGGUCCGUGCAGGUGACGAUUCUCUCUCUCACUCUCUCUUUCUCUCCCUGCGUCUGCUACUUUGCGUCCCCCUCUCUCACCCUCCUCUCUCUCAUCUCUUCCGGCGACGUCCCUCUCUCUCCCCGCUCUCGUCCCUCCCUCGUCGCACUCCUCCUCUCUCCUCCUCUCUCUCUCUGACGGUAGUGUUAUAUGGUGGUCUCCAGGUGAAGAUUCUCGCUGUGCUCUCUCUCCUCCUCCUCGCUCUCUCUCACUCUCCUCCUCCUCAUCUCUCUUCUUCUCUCUCCUCGCUCUCUCUCUCUCUCUCUCUGACAGUAGUGUUGUGUUGUUGGUCUGCAGGUCAGUCUACAGACAGCUCCGUGGGGGAGGUGUCCAUGCAGGUGGAUCUCAUCUCUCACCCUGGCACUGGAGAGCACAAAGUCAACGUGAAGGGUGAGACACACACACACACACACACAAGCACUCGCACAUCCCAUUCCUGUACACACAAACACACACACGCACACACAGAGGAAGAAAGCAGAAACUGUGAAACAAUUAAACCUGACUUUACAGCAACGAUUUAUCAUUCUUAGUCAAAUCUAUUCACACCUGUAAUGUUCAAAGAGGAACCACUGGGAGGAACAUGGAUAGUUGGAUUGUAGUUGAUGUAUUCUAAUGGUAAAGCUGUGGUCAUUAUCAGAUAGGAUUUCUGCUACACUGCGUCCUACUGUCUGUUGGAGACUUCUAUAGAGAAUAAUAACCACCAUAGCAUAAAAACACACUUCUGAGGGUAUCAUUAAAACCCUACAUUUUACAGAACACUAGUUAGACAGAGACAGUGGCUGUGUUACAUAGGCAGCCCAAUUCUGAUAUUUUUUCCACUAACUGGUCUUUUGACCAAUCACAUCAGAUCUUUUCACAUCAGAUAUUUUUCAGAGCUGAUCUAAUUGGUCAAAAGAUAAAUUAGUAAAAAAAAUAUCUGAAUUGGGCUGCCUGUGUAAAUGCAGCCGGAGUGACUCACACUCAAUGACCAGUGGUUUAAGAACACGUGUUUUAUUUAAAAGUAAAUGGACCAGUGGUUUUACAACAAGUAACUUAUUUAAGUUUACAUAGUGGAUGGAUGGAUGGAUGGAUGUGUGCAUGGAUGGAUGAUUUGAUUGACUGAUCGAUUGAUUGAUUGAUUGAUUGAUUGACUGAUUGAUUGAUUGAUUGAUCGAUCGAUUGAUGUAUUAAUUAAUUAAUUGAUUGGUUGAUUGAUUGAUUGAUUGACUGUGAUUGAUUGGCUGAUUGAUUGAUUGACUGAUCGACUGAUUGGUUGAUCGACUGAUUGACUGAUCAACUGGUUGACUGAUUGCUUGAUUGAUCGACUGAUUGAUUGAUCGACUGAUUGAUUGACGUGUCUCUGCUGUUCCUUUGCAGUGGUGGGGGUCAACAACCUAAGCUGGCAGACCAAUGCCAUGUUCCGACCGUUCGUGGAGGUGAAUGCGGUCGGACCGCACCUCGCCGACAAGAAACGCAAGUUCACCACCAAGACCAAGAACAACAAUUGGUCACCAAAAUACAAUGAAACAUUCCAAUAGUAAGUCUGGUUUAUUGUCUAAAUUUAGUCUGGUUUAUUGUCUAAAUAAGUCUGGUUUAUUGUCUAAAGGUCUGGUUUAUUGUCUAAAGUAAGUCUGGUUAAUUGUCUGAAGUACAUGUCACGAUCGUCUUGAAAUGAAGCGGGCCAAGGCGCAGCGUGAGAUGCGUACAUAUUUAUUACUUGUACAAAACAGCGAACAAAACAACCAACGAUACGUGAAGUCCUUCGACACAAAACACAAAUCAAAAGGAACAAGAAACCACAACCACAAAGUGAAAACAGACAGUUUAAAUAUGGCUCCCAAUCAGAGACAACCAGAAAACAGCUGACACUCGUUGCCUCUGAUUGGGAGUCACUUAGGGCAACACAGAAAACAACAACCUAGAAAACCCAACAUAGAAACAACCCACACAGAACGAACACACCCUGGCUCAACAUACAGAGUCCCGGAGCCAGAGCGUGACAGUACCCCCCCCCUAAAGGCGCGGACUGCGCCCGCGCCUCAAACGUAGCAAAACAGGGGAGGGCUGGGUGGGCAUACUUCCUCGGUGGCGGUUCCGGUUCCGGGCUUGACCACCACCCCUCCAUAAUCCCCCCGUAGCGCCCCUGGUCCGGUCUGACCCCGCUGGCUGGAUCUGGAUGGACAUCGACGGAGCAGAUUGCUUAAGCUCCAUUGUGGAGCAGCUGACCUGUACCUGAUCAGGCACCGGACUGACGACGCGCACCCCUGGCUUGGCGCGUGAGGCAGGAACGGACCGGACCUGGCUGACGAUGCGCACCCCUGGCUCGGUGCGUGGAGCAGCAACGGACCGGACCGGGCUGACGAUACGCACCCCUGGCUUGGCGCGUGAGGCAGGAACGGACCGGACCUGGCUGACGAUACGCACCCCUGGCUUGGUGCGUGGAGCCGGAACGGGCCUCACCGGACUGACUACUCGCAUCCCUGGCUUGGUGCGAGUAGCAGGAACAGGCCGGACCGGGCUGGCGACGCGCACCGUAGGUUUGGUGCGAGUGGCAUGAACAGGCCGGGUCGGGCUGGCGACGCGCACCGUAGGUUUGGUGCGAGUGGCAGGAACAGGCCGGGUCGGGGCUGGCGACGCGCACCGUAAACUUGGUGCGGGUGGCAGGAACAGGCCGGACCGGGCUGGUGACGCACACCGUAGACUUGGUGCGUGGAGCAGGGACAGGCCGGGCUGGGCUGGCGACGCACCCUGUAGGCUUGGUGCGGGGAGCAGGAACAGGCCGGACAGGGCUGACGACGCGCACCACAGACUUGGCGCGGGGAGCAGGAACAGGCCGGGCCGGGCUGACGACACGCACCACAGGCUCGAUGCGAGGACAGGAACAGGCCGGACCGUACUGGGGACACACACCACUGGCCCUACGCAGGGAUCAGGAACGGGCCGGACCGGACUGGUAACACACCCCAGUACCUCUCGCCGUGCCUCCACACUUUCCCUCUCCUCUGUGACCGGUGGCCCCCUUAACCUGGCGGCCCUCUCUGCCAACCUUCUGCACCACUCUAUCCCGUACUCCUGCUGCCCCGUCGUCCACGGCGUGAGCCCCCCCCUAAAAAUUUUCUGGGCUUGUCUCUCCCCCGUGGACCAGGCCUCCAUGGUUCUCGUCCAAUUCUCUCUCCACUUUUCAUAAUUCCAGCCUUUCUCCUCAUCACGCUGCUUGACCCCGUCGUGGUGGUUUCUUCUGUCACGAUCGUCUUGAAAUGAAGCGGGCCAAGGCGCAGCGUGAGAUGCGUACAUAUUUAUUACUUGUACAAAACAGCGAACAAAACAACCAACGAUACGUGAAGUCCUUCGACCACAAAACACAAAUCAAAGGAAACAAGAAAACCACAACCACAAAGUGAAAACAGACAGUUUAAAUAUGGCUCCCAAUCAGAGACAACCAGAAAACAGCUGACACUCGUUGCCUCUGAUUGGGAGUCACUUAGGGCAACACAGAAAACAACAACCUAGAAAACCCAACAUAGAAACAACCCACACAGAACGAACACACCCUGGCUCAACAUACAGAGUCCCGGAGCCAGAGCGUGACAGUACAAUUAAACAAUCUGAUAGUAAGUCUGGUUUAUUGUCAAAAGUAAGUCUGGUUUAAUUGUCUGAAAGUAAGUCUGGUUAAUUGUCUGAAGUACAAUUAAACAUUCUGAUAGUAAGUCUGGUUUAUUGUCUAAAGUAAGUCUGGUUUAUUGUCUAAAGUAAGUCUGGUUAAUUGUCUGAAGUACAAUUAAACAUUCUGAUAGUAAGUCUGGUUUAUUGUCUAAAGCAGAUAACAUAAUCCUGUGUUUUGGCUUCAGUAAUGUGUGUCUUGGUCACCUGCAGUGACGCUGUCAAAACGUUUGGAAAAGGUUACAAAUGAAACUAGAAAUACUUUAUCAGCAUGAUAGCAGAAAGUAAUGAGAUGAUGAAGUGCUUUUAAAAAUGGAGACAUUUCAAUUACUUGAAUAGAGAGAGGGGUGAGAUAGAUCACUCACCCUAUCUAUGCAGCUGUACCACUGUAUGUCUGAUACUGAGCCAGCUGCAUUUAAAGCACAAUGUAGAGCCUGUGUCCCAAAAGGCAUCCUAUUUCCUAUACACUGAGUGUACUAAACAUUAGGAACACCUUCCUAAUAUUGAGUUCCACCCCCUUUUGCCCACAGAACCGCCUCAAUUUGUCGGGCAUGGUCUCUGCAAGGUGUCGAAAGCGUUCCACAGGGAUGCUGGCCGAUGUUGACUCCAAUGCUUCCCACAGUUGUGUCAAGUUGGCUGGAUGUCCUUUGGGAGGUGGACCAUUCUUGAUACACACCGGAAACUAUUGAGCGUGAAAAACCCAGCAGCUUUGCAGUUCUUGACACAAUCAAACCAGUGCGCCUGGCACCUACUACCAUACCCCGUUCAAAGGCACUUAAAUAUUUUGUCUUGCCCAUUGGCACACACACAAUCCAUGUCUCAAUGGCUUAAAUAUCCUUCUUUAAUCUGUCUCCUCCCCUUACUCUACACUGAUUUAAGUGGAUUUAACAGGUGACAUCAAUAAGGGAUCAUAGCUUUCAGCUGGAUUCACCUGGUCAGUCUAUGUCAUGGAAAGAGCAGGUGUUUUCUGUUUUGUACACUCAGUGUCUUGUGCCCUGGUCAAAAGUAGUGCACUACAUGGGGAAUAAGGUGCCAUUUGGGAUGCAGACAGGGUCUAUCUAUGCAGCUGCAUCCAAUCCUCUCACUGUGUUUCUGAUACUGAGCCAGCUGCAUCUGACGCGCAGUCAGAGAGAGACAGAGAGAAUGAUCCUCCGUACUGCGUACGUAGUCUCUGGUGCUCUGUUAAUGCCACCGUCCACCGACGGAGAUCAAUGUCAACAGGAACACUGUCUGCAUAUACAUGCACUUCUUGUUUUGUUUUGUUUUAUUUGCACCAAAGAAAACAACAAUACAGAUAAAAACGAAAUGUAUAAAACGGUGUGCAGGUGUGGUUGGAAGCCCAAGGGCUUAUAUGAUACCCACAACACAAAAAAACAAUAUACAAUAUAUAAGGACAAAAAUAAAAAAGGUUUGAUAAAACAGAUAACAAAACUCACUAAUUAUAAAUCUAUAAAUGAAUUGAUCAGUAAUCACGAAAAAAAUGUGUGCAUGUGAAUGUGUGAGAGUUAGUUAUGGAGGAGAUUACUGAGUAGUUUGGUUCAUCAGGCUGACCCCGUCUUCGCUUGAAAUUAUUGAGGGAUGAUGAUGUUUUGGCAAUGUGAAGAUAAGAAUUCCAGAGUAUGGUACCUCUGUAUUUGAUAGAGAAUUGACUAUGUGAGGUGCGGCAGUUGGGAGGGUGAAUGUUAUCGCAGUGUCUUGUGUUAUAUAGAUGGAUUUCAGAAUUAGCCUGGAAGAAUCCAUUGAAGUGUUUAGGUAAACUGUCUGGCAGGUAGGAGUAUUUGUAGAUGAAAGUGCAUAAUUGGCGUACAUUAAUGUCGUAAAUAGACAAGAUAUUGAGUUUCUUAACCAAAGGUGCAGAUGGCUCCAGGUAAUUAGAGGAGGUGGCUAGUCUUGCAAAUGUAUUUUGUAGGAUGAGUAAUUUGUGUAGGUAGGAGGCAUAUGUACUGGCCCAGACAAUAUUACAGUAAAUGAGAUAUGGGUAAAUGUAGCUAUAGUAUAGAGUUAGGAAGCAAGCCUGAUGUACCAAACUACUAAUCUUUCUGAUGAUACCAACAGAUUUCAUCACUUUGCUGCAGACAAAUUGAAUAUGAUCUUUCCAGGAGGAAACUCAGAAGAAUCUAGUGGAUGUGACUUGUUCCAUUUCAUUCCCACCAAUUGAGAUUCUGGCUUUUAUUUAUAUUUUUUAUAUAUCUUAUUCUUAGUAGUGAAUACAAUAAAGUUCAAUUUUUUUACAUUUAAAGAUCAUUUGAUUUAUCUGGAACCAUUCAGAAAAUUUGGCCAUGCCUGAGUUGGCUUCAUUAAUUAGUGAAUAAAAGUUUUUGUGUGAUAAAAUCAAAUUGGUAACGUCAGCAAAGAGAAUGGGAAGUUCGGUAGAAGAAACAGCAGCAAGGUCAUUGGAAUAACAAAGGUCCAAUUAUCGAACCCUGUGGCAUGCCUCAGGAUAUCUUGGCCCUGGUAGAUGCACAGCCGUUUGCAUAAACAAACUGUUCUCUAUCAUAAACAUAACUAUAGCCAAUUUUUAUGUAUAAUCAUGAAAACCGUAAUAAUGCAAUUUAGAAAGUAAUAUUUAAUGAUCAACUGUGUCAUACGCUUUGGAUAAAUCUAAAAAGAUGCCAAGAACGUCUUCAUUGUUGUUCAGGGCUGUAAAGAUUUUAUCUACAAGUUGCAAAAGAGCUGUGAAGUAGUUUUUAUGAAAACCAUAUUGGUUUUCUAGGAUUUUAGAAAAACAUGGUAGUACAGAUAUUGGGUGAUAAUUUGUAAGAUAUCUUGGAUCCACAGAUUUAUAGAGGGGGAUAACUUUGGCAAUUUUCUAAUCUUUAGGAACAAUACCAGUUUGCAUAGAUUUGGUGAAGAUAUACAGUACUCAGAGGCUCAGUAAGCCAGGAAGACACUGAUUUCACCAAAGAGGUACCAAUGUCAUCAUGACCUGCUGCUGAUAUCUUUAAGUUACCAAUGACCUCCAUCACCUCCAUUACAUCAGGAGGAUCAAACUAAAGCAGAGAAGGGAAAUGUCCCUUAAUGUAAUCCAAGAGAUUUCCAUCAGCGUUCUCUAUUUUCUUUGACAGAGAGGAACCCACAUUCACAAAAAAGUUAUUAAAUUCACAUGAAAUAACAUCAGGAUCACUAUAGGUCUUAUUUCCAACAAUAAAUUGAGAUGGGAUAGUUGUAGAUGAUUUUUCUUAUUCAUCAGUUGAUGUAUGGUUUUCCAAGUUGACUUUAUAUUAUUCAAGGAUUCUUAGAAUUUGUUAGUAAAAUAUCUUCCUUCCUGAUGCGCUCUCUCUGUGUGUGUGUGUUUGCGUGCGUGCAUGCGUACGUGCGCGAGCAUGCGUUUGUGUGCUUUUGUUUGAAUCUUCAGAAGCCAUUAGUAGUCUGUGGAUAAUUAGGUAGGAUCCUAAAGAAAAGGUUGGCUUGGAAAUAAUGGUCCCUCUGAACACAGACGUUUAACUCUGUUGCAAAACAUAAUUGAAGUGUCCCUCAUUUCAGUCAGUUACAACAAUGAACCCUCUCCAUUCAUAGAGAUGUCACCGAGCCAACGUCUCUCACUGACAAAUUAUAUAUAUUAUUAUACACAUUCUUAUACACCCUGCUAUGGGACAAAGCCAUCUGGCCUCUCGUGAAAUGCUCUCAGUUCUCAUUGAUAUUAGCCUUUCUACAUAAGGAGAGUGGCGUGUGUGUUUGUGUCUGGUUUCUGUGCGUGUGUGUGGUUUCUGUGUGUGUGUGCUUGUGUUCGUGUUAUCUAACCAACCUUUAGCACUGUGGUGUCUGGUCUCUGACUGAAUGAGUUCCGUUGUCUAAUCAAUCAUUCAAUUAAUCAAUCAGUCAUACAACAUGACCUCUCCUUUCUGACUGCAAGUUGUUGUUGUUGUUAAUAAAUAUGUUAUUGAUGUGAUGUUGAUGUGGCCUACGGUUGUCUAGCGGUCUAAGCUACUGCCUUUCAGAUCACAUAUACCGCUGCAGCAUGGGUUCUUAUCCAGCAUCUUUCUCUCUAUCCUGUUCAAUAAACUACUACUGAUGUUGAUCAUGUUGUUGUCUCUCUUCCUCCCCAGUAUUCUGAGCAACGAGCACGGUCCAGAGUGUUACGAGCUCCACGUCUCAGUGAAGGACUACUGCUUCGCCAGAGAGGACCGCAUCAUCGGCAUGGCGGUCCUCCAGCUCAGAGAACUGGCCGACCAGGGGAGCUGCUGUGCCUGCUACCCCCUGGUGAAGAGUAUCACCAUGGACGAGACCGGACUCACCAUCAUGAGGAUACUCUCUCAAAGGACCAACGACGAAGUGGCCAAAGAGUUUUGUCGUCUCAAGACAGACACACGCUCUUCAGAGGAGGUGGCCUCCUAGUAUGGAGAUGUGAUGGAGGGAUGGAUGGAAUGAAUGGAUGAUUGCAUGGAAGGGAGUAGAGGAAGGGGGACAAGGGGAAGGAAGGAAGGAAGAUGAAGGCUGACUGAGUUGAGGAGUUAUGUUGUGUGUUUUGGUGCAUGUGCGUAAAACAUCUGUUGGAAUGUUCAUUUUAAACUACAGUAUGUACCAGUGUUUACUUACCGUAUGCUCAAUAUUAAGUACUAUAUUCUACGAGUUAUGUUAACGAGACAUGAAAUACCUUUUUGUACAACAUUUAGAUUUGUUCCGAUAAAGUGCCAAACCAGAGGGAAAAAAGUAUAACAACAACAACAAAACAAAACAACAAAAUAUAACGGUGAUGAAUUAUGGUGAUACUUAGUAUGUUUGAUGAAAAAUUUGCUUGAUUAUUUGGUUCAGUGUAAAAUCAUUCUCUCUCUAUAAAACGGUGGCAUUUUAAUCGUUAAAAAUCGUUCAUUUGCACCCUUGUUUUGUUACUCGUCCCCUCACACAGCACUUGUUGUGCAUGUUUCGUUUACAACCAUGUCUCUUCCAUCAUCUCACAGUGACCACAGGGUCAGGGUCCAUGUACCCUGGCCCUAAAACUCUUUGUAUUUAAGCCGAAACCUGAAAAGAGACCAUUUUUUAAAACGGCGAUGACUGCUAUGUAAACCUUCAUAGGUGUUUGUAAUUUUAUAACCAUGACAACAACAAAAAGCCUCCAGUGCUGUCAGUCUACACAGAAAGGGUGGAUCCUAUUUUCUCUUUUUAUUUUUGCCUGUAAUCUUUCCGUUCAGCCAUCGGCUUCCAGCCUUUCUGUACGACCACUGUGAACACGAGCUUUGGAAGGCAAGCCUACAUUACAUUGCUGACGGUUUGAUAUUGUUGUUUCAUAUUUAUUAAGAUUACUUUGUUCCUGAGAAACUGCCAAAGUUAUAUAAAAAUGUUUGUACAAAAGCAAUCCAUUACAUGUAUGAAAAAGAUAUAUGUACAUGUGAUCUAUUUACUUUUACAAUGCUAAAUAUCUGAUUGUUGAUGGGGUGGUUCUAGAACUUUAUUUUUUUGAGUUUGUGUGAAGCUAUUUACAAGAUUUGAGAGUCGCAAAAUGUUACUUUACACAUGAGUUGAAUUCAGCAUCUGCCAUUUGGUUAUUUUUUCUUCAUAAAGGAAAGAGUCUAACAUUGGGUAAAUAUGCAACAUUCCUAUGUAUUGCACUGAUGGCGAAUUGUAUGUCAUGUAAAUAUAUUUAGUGAGAAAUUGUACAAAACAA
This is a messenger RNA of Coregonus sp. 'balchen', 37830 nucleotides long. Lineage: Eukaryota; Metazoa; Chordata; Actinopteri; Salmoniformes; Salmonidae. The record is from the annotation of a GenBank genome assembly.